Botrytis byssoidea is the source of this 477-nucleotide messenger RNA. RefSeq lists its product as uncharacterized. The record is from RefSeq and is a predicted model, not a curated record. The transcript has a single exon. Bases 1 to 477 code for a protein of 158 amino acids. Lineage: Eukaryota; Fungi; Ascomycota; Leotiomycetes; Helotiales; Sclerotiniaceae.
AUGUCGUCUCAACUCUUCUAUCGCGCUUAUUCACCCAAACGUGCUGGUCAAAAACCAACCGCUUUGGUUUCAGUGACUUCUAGUAUCAUUAGAGCUGCAAACAUUGCGUUUCAUAAGGAAUACAAAGAUGAUGAAGAUCCUGCCGAGAUCUGGAUUGCCAUGAUUAAAGUUCCAGAUCGGGAUAAAGAUAUAUUUCAUUCUGCACAAGAGAUGGCGAAAAGGCGUCGUGAACAAAAGUCUGUGUUGUUCAAGAAUGAAUAUCUCUUCGAGUGGGAGAUUCCAACGGAAUAUGUUGUGCAUAGAGUUUCUGCGCAGACACUCUUGGAACGUGGUCUAGAUGUGGAAGAAUAUUGCGAGAAAAUAUGGGAUGAAUUUGUAAGAAAAGGGAUUGACGUCUACAACGAUCACACCAGGUACGAAGAAGAACUUGAAAUGUUCAUGGAGAUUGAGGCAGAUGCGAUUAGGAUAGGAUUGUAA